Messenger RNA from Vigna unguiculata (cowpea), 952 nucleotides. RefSeq lists its product as uncharacterized. Lineage: Eukaryota; Viridiplantae; Streptophyta; Magnoliopsida; Fabales; Fabaceae. The record is from RefSeq and is a predicted model, not a curated record.
UCUAGGUUUUCUAGUUAGUGUGGUUUGUGAGAGUGAAUGAGAACUUAGAGAGUCACAAGAAAUUCAACUGGUUUGUUGGAUCAAUUGAAAAUGGAACAGCAUAGCGAAACGUCCGAUAGAGAAGAAGAACGCGAGGGUGGUGGUGAUUCCUCUUUGGAUCCUCCCAAUUCAGAAGGAGAAACCCCAAUCUCCGACGGCGUCGCAUUCAACAAUCAAAGCGAAAUUUUCAGAGCGAUCGAAGUUGUGGAGCGCGACUCACUGGCUAUCGCUCAGAGUUUCACUUCUCUCUUCGCCUCCCUCCGUAUGGCGCUCUCCGAAUCCACCGCCACCUCGCUCCACCACAUGCAGUGCUUUACCGAUGCCACCGGUCGCCUUCAGGAAUCCGUGCUUGAUGCAGCAAACAAGGGGAAUCGCUAUAUAAAUUCCUGUCUCAGAUUGAAUGAAGAGAUGAAGAGUGUUGAUGGACUCGCCUCUCAAUUAAAAAUCCUAAGAAAGCAUGUAGAUUCUCUGGACUCAGCUGUUAACAAGCUUCUUCAAUUCCCCUGAUACCUUGGGAUUCAGUCAUGUACAAGUUGUUAAGAUAGAGGGUUGAGAAGCGGUGAAAUUUCCUCUGUUUUCCCCAGUAAAACAAGAGAUAGAGAGUGUACAAUAUUGUUCCUCGUGUCACAAGAUUUUCCUCUAGUGCUGACCCAAAAAACAAGAUUUCCUCUAGUGUCACAAGAUUUUUCCAGUGCACAGUUUGUUUGAAGUUUCAGGUGUUGAUGAUUUUAUGUAUGUGACUUUGUCAUUAUCACCGGUGCUGUUAAUAGUUUGUAUUCAGGACAGAAAUUAAAGUACGUACAGUCAAGAGUAAGCAUAUUUUGGUUCUUCAUUUUGUUCUGAAAUGGUAUAAAACAUUCUAUGCCUCUUUGUGAGAGAUGGGAUAAGAUAAACUGCCUUUGCUCUUGUUUUA